Thrips palmi is the source of this 3554-nucleotide messenger RNA. RefSeq names its product delta-1-pyrroline-5-carboxylate dehydrogenase, mitochondrial (gene P5CDh1). The coding region runs from base 143 to 1846 and encodes 567 amino acids. Lineage: Eukaryota; Metazoa; Arthropoda; Insecta; Thysanoptera; Thripidae. Gene Ontology annotation, cellular component: mitochondrial matrix. The record is from RefSeq and is a predicted model, not a curated record. The transcript is spliced from 12 exons. Gene Ontology annotation, molecular function: L-glutamate gamma-semialdehyde dehydrogenase (NAD+) activity.
UCGAACACCAGAUGCCUACGUGAAUGGUGGACGGAACGACGGAAUCAGAUUGUUGUGACGAGUUGUAAAGCCCCUCAAAGGUCACCGAUCGUCUGCCAGCUGGGGUUAUCAGUGCCUCUCGACCUGCGGUUAUCAUCCCACGAUGUUUAACUUGUGUCGGCAAGCGCAGAGAGCCAAGAGCUUUCCAAACUCAUUGCAGUUUGGCUCUCUUGUCUCGGUGGACAAAGUUCCUAAUUUAUCUGUAAAAAAUGAACCGAUUCUGGGGUACCUCCCAGGAAGCAAGGAGCGGAAGGAGUUGGAGAAGGCCUUGAAGGAAGUUGCUGCCACUGUUGAAGAUGUUCCUAUCGUGAUUGGAGAUGAAGAAAUCAGAACCAAGAAUGUGAGGCAUCAAGUGAUGCCCCACAACCAUUCAAAGAAGAUUGCCCAGUAUUACUAUGCUACUCCAGACCUUAUUAAAAAAGCUAUCAGCACAGCCAGUGAGGCACAAAAGACAUGGGACAAUGUGCCAAUGACUGAGCGCAUAAAGAUCUGGAUGAAAGCUGCAGACCUGAUGGCGAAUGAGUACCGUGCAAAACUGAAUGCUACCACCAUGUUGGGGCAGGCUAAAGUAACAAUUCAAGCUGAAAUAGAUUCUGCUUGUGAAUUGAUUGACUUCAUCAAGUUCAAUGCUUAUCAUGCAAAUGAAUUAGCUGACUACUCGCCUAUUAGUCCCAAUCCAAAAGAGGGAAAGAAUUCCCUCAGGUACCGAGGAAUUGAUGGAUUUAUUGCAGCAGUUUCUCCAUUCAACUUCACUGCCAUUGGAGGAAACUUAGCUUACACUCCUGCUCUCAUGGGUAACGGAGUGCUGUGGAAGCCCUCAGAUACAGCUCUGCUUUCAAACUACACCAUUUUCAAAAUUAUGCGUGAGGCAGGUGUGCCUGCUGGUGUGGUAAAUUUUGUACCUGCGUUGGGACCAGACUUUGGUGACACUAUCACAAACUCUGAACAUUUAGCAGGAAUCAAUUUCACUGGUUCUGUUCCUACAUUCUGUCGUUUGUGGCGACAAGUUGGAGAGAAGAUUAACAUUUAUCGCAAUUUCCCUCGCCUGAUUGGAGAAUGUGGAGGGAAGAACUACCAUCUAGUUCAUAAUAGUGCUGAUAUAACCUCUGUUGUAAAUGGCACAAUCCGUUCUGCCUUUGAGUAUUCAGGUCAGAAGUGUUCUGCCUGUUCAAGGGCAUACAUUCCCAAAUCCAUCUGGCCUAAGGUAAAAGAAGGACUUCUUGCUGCAAGAGACCAACUCAAAAUUGGAGAUGUAACAGAUGUAAAAUCAUUUACAUCUGCUGUUAUUGACAAAGCUGCCUUUGAUCGUAUCAAGGGAUACAUUGACUAUGCACGCAGCAGUAAAAACCACGAAAUAAUUGGUGGAGGUCAAUAUGAUGAAAGCUCUGGCUACUUUGUUCAGCCUACCAUUAUUUUGUGUAAUGACCCAUCAGACAAGAUAAUGAAGGAGGAGAUUUUUGGCCCUGUGCUGUCAAUUUAUGUGUAUGAGGACAAGGACAUUGAUUCAGUUAUUGAUAAUUUGAGCAAUAUUACUCCUUAUGCUCUGACUGGUGCUCUCUUUGCUCAGGAUGAGAAGUUUGCCAGGAGUGCCAUUGAAAAGUUGAAGAUGACUGCUGGAAAUUUCUAUGUCAAUGACAAGUCAACAGGAUCUGUUGUUGGCCAGCAGCCUUUUGGCGGAGCAAGGAUGUCAGGUACUAAUGAUAAGGCUGGUGGUCCCCACUAUGUUCUCCGCUGGGCCAAUCCUCAAUCAAUCAAGGAAACAUUUGUACCUUUGACGGAAGUGAACUAUCCCUACAUGAAAGGGUAAAGAGAUGUUGCUGAUGGAAAUAAUCUGUGAUAGGAAGAAGCAGAGCAAAUCAUCGCUGUCAUGAAAAAAAAAAAAUGUUUUCAUUUCAUGCAAAGUAAGCUUUUCCACCCUGUAAUCCUGCAUUAUAGUAUUUGUAAAUGUACCCGCUUCUUGUUAUUUUGUGCUGUUAAGUUUUUUAAUGCUAAUACCAACCAGAUUGGAACAAAUGUAGCUUCUAUCACUCUGAAACAGAUACUGUGUAAGUUGUAGUCAACUGAUUACAACUCCAAGAAAGAAAGUAGUGUUUUUAUUAUUUGUGAAAGUUAUCUGUGUAAUUAAGGUAUUAUGAAGCUUGUGAAAAUUUUUCACAAGGUUUUGGAAACCUUUUCUAUUUUUAAUCAUGUUCUUGAGUUUUUUUUAAAAUAUGAAACGUUUGUGUCCUUUUUAUCUCCUAUCAGUUCCAUUUAAUUGUGAGAAAGACAUUUUGAUUAAUUUUGUGAUUCAGGUUGGGAAAGACCUUUUGCAUUUUAUAUGUUUUAGUUAUAAUUAGUCUUAACCAUCUAAAACAUAUGAUCUGACAGAAAUCUCUUUUAACUGGAUGUUGUCCAGUGCUUGGUUUACCUAUUGUGAAAUAGCUUGUGAUGUGCAGUACCUAGGAAGUUGUGUUUAUUUCUUCUUUAUGUUCUUGUGACAAAUUUUGUUCAUUUCUCUUUAGUUUGACUCAAAUUAUUGUGUACUUCAGAAUAGUUUCAGUCUUUAAAUUGUAUUCAACCUUGAAGAGCAAUUUUACCUAGUCAGUCAAGGCACUUGUAUCAGGUUUGAAUUUUGGGAAUGGAAUAUCAGUUAGAGACUCCUUUUGUUUUGGUUGAAACCUUGUGAACAACAUUACCAGAAUCCUUCUAACUGGGAGAAUGCAGGGCAGUUUCCUGAUCAAUAGAGCUUUAUAGUACUUUUCUACCUCCAUUGAUGUACUUAUGCAGUGCAUCUAAAUUCACAAGAAAAACGUGUUGUAACGAUUGUGUCCAUUUUUAUUUUGGAAGAUAGUGCAUUGGAUAAUGUUUAUUGCUGUAGUUAUCUUAAUUUUUGUUUUGUCCCGAAUUUGUUUUUAAAUAAGGUGUUCACACUAACGUUAGUUAGUGUAUUGAGUUACCCAUUGUUUUGUAAUUAAAUGUAGUACAAACUGAACUAUCUCAUUUUUCAUUAAAAAUGAUUGUGGAUAUUGGAGUAAACAUAUGGUGUUUGAUGUAAAAUUCCCCCUCCCUAGUUAUAUCCCAGUAUUUUCGUUUUGGAGAGUUCCUUUUAUUUUUUUAUUGAUGCUCCAUCUCGCCAACCCCUGGAUUCCUGACAAUAUGUUAUAGAUAGCAACAUUUCUCUUUUCUUUGCAUCCAAUGCCUUAUCUUAGUAGAUCAAUUCUCUACAAUGUGGUGUAUGACAUGACAGGUAGCUUUUGGUUUCACUAUUUUAGGAACAAUUAAAGAUACAGAUGUAUUUCUCAAAUUCUCAGAACAAUAUGUAUGUGUUGUAGGAGUAGAUUUUUAACAAAGUUAGGGUUUGAUUGAUAGAGUAAGUCCAAUUGACAUGAUUGCUAUUUUCACAGUAGAUUUUUGAAUGAAUUUUAUUGUGCUUUAGUAUAAUUAUCUUUCAGUAAAUGAAGUAUGAUGUACAUAUUUGUCCUAGUGUAAAACAAUUGCAACUGCACGACAAUAAAGCUGUUGAGAGUUUUUAAUCA